Mercurialis annua (annual mercury) is the source of this 2238-nucleotide messenger RNA. RefSeq names its product probable inactive leucine-rich repeat receptor-like protein kinase At1g66830. Lineage: Eukaryota; Viridiplantae; Streptophyta; Magnoliopsida; Malpighiales; Euphorbiaceae. The transcript is spliced from 2 exons. Gene Ontology annotation, molecular function: protein kinase activity; receptor serine/threonine kinase binding; ATP binding. The record is from RefSeq and is a predicted model, not a curated record. Gene Ontology annotation, biological process: protein phosphorylation. The coding region runs from base 53 to 2131 and encodes 692 amino acids.
UUUUAUAAAUAUUUUCUUUGCUUUCUCUUGUCAACUAUUUCUAGUGCAUAACAUGUUUCCAUUGCUAUUUUUCUUCAUAUUUAACUCUAUUUCACUCUCCAAUUCUCUAAAUGAUGAAGGCCUUGCUCUUCUUUCCUUCAAAAAAUCCAUACAACAGAACUCUGCUGCUAGUUAUUUAGAUAACUGGAAUUCAUCAGAUACAACCCCAUGUUCAUGGCAUGGAAUUGAAUGCAGAUCAGAAAGAGUCAUUUCUCUUAGAAUUCCAGAAAAGGGCAUUUCUGGAUUUCUUCGUCUUGAUCCCGGGAAGCUCGUUGCGCUUCGUCAGGUUAAUCUCAGGAAUAAUAACCUCACUGGAAGCUUACCUGUCGAGCUUUUUAAUGCAACAGCUUUAACAAACUUAGUCCUGUCAGGAAAUUCAUUUUCUGGUUCAGUUCCUUCUGACAUAGGAAACCUGAAAGGCCUCAAGAUUCUCGAUCUUUCGCAGAAUUAUUUGGUUGGCUCGUUACCUUCAUCUCUUCUUCAUUGCAAGAAACUGCGACAACUUUAUCUGAACAGCAAUAAUUUCUCAGGUUUUUUACCUGACGGGUUCGGAUCCGAUUUGGUAAUGCUUCAGAAACUCGAUCUUUCCUUUAACAAGCUAAGUGGUUCCAUCCCCUUCGACUUUGGAAAUUUACGGAGCUUGACAGGCGUUCUUGACCUGUCUAACAAUCUUUUUAAUGGUACUAUUCCAGCAAGCCUCGAAAAGCUUUCUGAAUCAGUUUAUAUCAAUCUUUCCUACAAUAAUCUGAGUGGUCUCAUACCGCAAAAUGAUAUUCUACUAAGUGUAGGACCAACAGCUUUCAUAGGAAACCCUUUCUUAUGUGGACUUCCAUUGAAGUCCCCAUGCCCUAUGAAUCCAAAGCCUGUAGCAGAUGAUCCAGUUCAGACAAUUUACCGAAGCAGAAAAUCUAGUUGGAGUCGUUGUGUAGUGAUCGGAAUUAUUGCCAGUACAAUGUUGGGAAUUAGUCUCAUGGUUUUGCUGUUAUCUUACUGGUAUAAGUAUAAGAGAGGGUAUGUUUGUAAAAGCAGGAAACAUGUUGAGGGUUGUAAUUCUAACGAGAAAUCAUUGGUUCGAAAAGAAAUGUUCUGUUUCAGAACAGAUGAUUUGGAGUCUUUGACAGAAAAUAUGGAGCAAUACAUUUUCAUGACAUUAGAUUCACAAGUAAAAUUUGACCUUGAGCAACUUCUGAAAGCAUCUGCUUUUCUUCUGGGUAAAACCAGAGUAGGAAUUGUGUAUAAAGUUGUUAUCGAAAAGGGACCGACGGUUGCUGUUAGAAGAUUGGAAGACGGAGGCUCGCAGAGAUACAGAGAGUUUCAAACUGAAGUGGAAGCAAUUAGUAAGAUUAGGCAUCCAAAUAUCGUCGGUCUUCUAGCUUAUUGCUGGUGUAUCACUGAGAAGCUUCUGAUCUAUGAUUAUCUACCAAACGGUGACCUUGCCGCUGCAAUUCACGGAAGAACAGGAAUGAUAUAUUUUAAGCCUCUUUCUUGGUCCAUUCGUCUUAAAAUCAUGCGAGGAGUAGCGAAAGGAUUAACUUUCCUACACGAAUUCACCCCCAAAAGAUAUGUACACGGAAACUUAAAGCCUAGCAAUAUUCUUCUUGGAGAAAACUUGGAGCCAUGUAUCUCUGAUUUUGGGCUUGGCCGUCUAGCAAACACAACAGAAGAAUCAGCAUCAGUUUCUUCAGAACAAACAACAAAUGGAACGCCAUUACAGGGAUCGCCAUUUGCAUUCACACCAAUAAAUUCAAGUGCUGUAAUGUCCUACUAUGAAGCUCCUGAAGUUUCGCAAUCCUCCAAACCGUCACAAAAGUGGGAUGUUUAUUCAUUCGGAGUGAUUUUACUUGAGAUGAUUUCUGGAAAGUCUCCGGUUAUACAGACAAGUUCUUCGGAAAUGGGACUUGUGCAAUGGAUACAACUGAGUACUGAAGUGAAGCCACUGUCUGAUGUAAUAGACCCCUUCUUAGUUUAUGACACAGAUAAGAAAGAAGAAAUGGUUGCAGUACUCAAGAUUGCUUUAGCUUGCGUUCAUUUGAACCCUGAUAAGAGACCACCUAUGAGAAAUGUUAGUGAUUCCCUGGAAAAAUUGGCCUAAGCUCACCUAAAGGAUAUUAGCAUGUACACUAUAUUUUACAGUUGUAGACACGAUUAAAUAAUAUGACAGAAUGCCAAAUACGAUACAGAGUUUGGAUUUGAUAUAAA